Molecule: messenger RNA, 741 nt
Organism: Drosophila grimshawi
Lineage: Eukaryota; Metazoa; Arthropoda; Insecta; Diptera; Drosophilidae
Product: c-Myc-binding protein homolog
Exons: 2
Coding region: 55-588 (177 amino acids)
Biological process (GO): regulation of DNA-templated transcription
Cellular component (GO): nucleus
Molecular function (GO): transcription coactivator activity
Source: RefSeq, a predicted model, not a curated record
UUAUUCAGAACGGUUCGAUACAACUCCAAUCACUUUUUAUUUAAUUUUCGCAGGAUGAGCUUUAAGCCAAUCGAACUUAAGCGUGACGAAAUUCGACGCUAUUUGGAGCGCGGAAGCGUUCUUGAUGCGCUUACGAAAGUCUUCGUACGCGUAAUCAAAGAGCGUCCCGAAAAUCCAAUGGAGUACAUACGGAAUAAUAUUGGCGUGGUGCGGCAUCAGCACGAUAAGUACGAACGCCUGGCGCAGGACCUUCAGGAGGCAAACGAAGAAAUUAAACGUUUGCGCGCCAUCAUAAAUGUCAUUAAUCCAGAUGUGCUGCAGCCUACCGGCGAAUCAGACGAUUCCGAGCCAGUGACAGUUGCAGAGCAACUGGAAACUUCGGUCACUUCUGCAAGUACACAGGAGACUAAUCAGAAUUUGGCUGCAGCUAACGGUGUUGAUAAUACACCAGUUGAUGCCAAAUUGACCGUAAUGCUCGACAAUUGUCGCAUUGAGGAAAACAAUAUGGCCGCCGAGCCGAAUAUCGAUAAUACAAAUAAGCAAAGCUCUUCCGUCCAAGCUGAGCCCAGCAGCACUGACACCGAGUGAAUUACGGCUUUAAUUCUUUAAGCUUCCACAUUAAACAUCCCAUUAAAAUGCAUUCUCAUAGAAAUGUUACCAGUACGUAAGAAACUAGAAAAUAUUAUGUAUUUUCUUAAAUGUUAAUAAAAGCGUGUGGCACGAAGGCACGCAAUUUCCUUA